Molecule: messenger RNA, 2003 nt
Organism: Wyeomyia smithii (pitcher-plant mosquito)
Lineage: Eukaryota; Metazoa; Arthropoda; Insecta; Diptera; Culicidae
Product: sodium-coupled monocarboxylate transporter 1-like
Exons: 4
Coding region: 139-1935 (598 amino acids)
Biological process (GO): sodium ion transport; transmembrane transport
Cellular component (GO): membrane
Molecular function (GO): symporter activity
Source: RefSeq, a predicted model, not a curated record
CUUAGCAGUGGAAUGAAUUUUAUCUUUAGCCAAACAAACUUUUAUUGAUGCUAGCCCCAUCUUAUCAUAUCUGCUUGUAGAAGAUUUACGCCGGACAGUUUAGUUCCGUCUGCUGUUGGGGAUAGUUUAGGAUAAAUUAUGAAUCUGGACGUCGCGCUUACUACAGAGACAGCGUUGAACAGUUUGAGCACAUUGCGCAGCACAUUGAGCGAUGCGGGACACCAUGUUCUACGUUUUACCCUCUUUGAUUAUGGGAUAUUUGUAGCUCUGCUGGCCAUUUCGGUUAUUAUUGGCAUCUAUUUCGGAUUUUGCUCGAAAAUCAAACAGGACAAUGUGGAGGAAUACAUACUUGGUGGGAAAUCUAUGCCCAAAUUCCCGGUGGCAGCAUCGCUAAUUGCGACCUCUGUCUCCGGGAUCAGUCUACUUGGUGUGCCAACCGAUAUUUACGCCUAUGGCACGCAGAUUUGGAUGUUCGUAUUCUCUGCACUAGCUGUCGGUUUCACGAUGCACUACAUUUAUCUUCCGGUUUUCCAGGACAUGCAACUCACGUCGAGCUUUAGCUAUCUCGAGAGACGAUUCGAUCGCGUCGUUCGGCAGACGGCUAGCUUUGUGUACGCGCUGUCCGCCUUGUUCCUAAUUCCGGUGGUGAUUUAUGUUCCUGCUCUGGCCUUUAGUCAGGUUUCGGGCAUCAACCUGCAUCUCGUUACCCCAAUUCUGUGCAUAGUCUGUAUUUUUUACACCACGGUUGGUGGUUUGAGAGCCGUUGUUUGGACCGACACGGUACAAUUCCUGUUAAUGAUAGCCGCCAUAUUGGCGAUUAUCGUACUGGGUGUUGUCGACAUUGGCAGUUUCACGGAAAUUUGGCGACGAGCUGAGCGAGGAGGGCGGCUGGUGUUUUUCAACAUGAACCCGGAUCCCACCCAGCGGUCGUCAUUUUGGUGUGUUGUUUUCGGACUGACUACCAACUGGAUUGCGGUGUUCGGAAUAAACCAAGCAUGUAUCCAGCGCUUUCUCGCUGUACCGACCCGCGAAGCAGCGAAAAAUUCGCUGAAAAUAUACAUUUUCGGAUUAAUCACAAUCAAUUCGUUGGCUUGCUUUAUCGGGCUGCUGAUGUACGCGAAGUACGAGUCCUGUGAUCCGGUAACGACCAAACAGGUUCAAAAACUUGACCAGAUUGUGCCAUUCUAUGUGAUGGAUGCCGGUGGAAAAAUUCCAGGACUUCCUGGGCUGUUUAUAGUUGGUGUCUUCUCGGCGGCCUUAUCUACGAUGUCGUCCAGCCUCAAUACCCUGGCGGGAACCAUCUACGAAGAUUUCAUUCGUCCUUUCCGUCCAAAUGCAUCGGAGCGAUCGUCCAGUACGGCAAUGAAAGCGAUUGUCGUCUUGCUUGGACUCAUUGUAAUAGCAUUAGUUUUUGUGGUGGAAAAAAUGGGAUCAGUCAUUCAAAUUGUAGUUUCCUGCAGUGGGGUAAUAUCCGGCUCAGUAAUGGGUAUGUUUACACUGGGAAUGAUUUCAUCUAGAGCCAACACGAAAGGAGUGGUGUCCGGUGUAGUGGUUUCCAUCAGUUGCAUGAUCACCCUCUGGAUUUCUUCCCUCGGGAAAUUGCAGUAUGAUUUUCUACCAUUCCGGAGAGAUGGAUGCGAUGAAAGUGUUCUUUCGUCUUUAAAUUCAACUUGGAUCCAUCACUCAUCAACAGAACGAGAAAAGCUACCGUACAUUUAUCGAAUCAGCUUCAUGUAUUAUUCACUGAUGGGAUUGCUACUCUUUCUGGUUGUAGCCUACAGCGUAAGUAUAUUGACCGGGGGCGGAACAGUCGCCGAUCAAAGACUGCUGACACCGUUUGCCCGCUGUAAAAAAGACUCAAACUGUCACAUAAAAUUAAAAGCUAAGAUAAGCCAGCAUCCGCUGCUGGAUGACGCGACAAAAGAUAAAGUUUAACAGCGACUGAAAUUUAAAUGAUAAUUUUAAAUGCAAUAAAUUAUACCCGCUACGUUUAUACACUCAAA